Molecule: messenger RNA, 7292 nt
Organism: Lytechinus pictus (painted urchin)
Lineage: Eukaryota; Metazoa; Echinodermata; Echinoidea; Temnopleuroida; Toxopneustidae
Product: FAST kinase domain-containing protein 1, mitochondrial-like
Exons: 7
Coding region: 318-3212 (964 amino acids)
Biological process (GO): mitochondrial RNA processing; regulation of mitochondrial mRNA stability
Cellular component (GO): mitochondrial matrix; ribonucleoprotein granule
Molecular function (GO): RNA binding
Source: RefSeq, a predicted model, not a curated record
ACACUCGACCGACCUGGCGCUGAGCGGCGCGAGCGAAGCGGUAUUAGUGGUGCCGUAUGUUGGCGUUGCGCAAUCGACUAUGUAACUGUUAUGAAAAGAUUACCUUUACACCGCAGCAAACACAGAUUACACAAUUCGAUACAGUGCAAUGCAUUGACAUACCGCCAAAGGCAAAGGCAAAGCAUCCACAGUGAGAUAUAUCUAACUAAAAUCGGUAACAUUAGCAGGAACCCCAUUCACUCGCUGCAAACUGGAACUUGUUGGGAGGCCAAGAAAGCCUUGAUGCAAACAAAUCAAUUUAGAUAAGGAACUCCAUCAUGGCAAGCUGUAGGAUAGUAAGAAGAGUUGGUAUACAUCAUCAAAGUCUGUCGUCAGUACAACCCAUCUUCUGUAGAGUCCUUUCAACUGAGACUUGUUAUCAUACAGCACAACCUCAGAACAGGAUAAUCAGUGCAAAAUAUCUAACAAGGAAGAAAGGUGUUCAUCAUAGUAAUACUCAAGUCAAGAAAAGUUCCAUUAAACACUCUCAUCCAUUUGCUGGUCUGAAGGAGUUUCACACUUCAUGUUCUCUGGGAUUGCUGGAAGACAUUGAGUCUUGUUUGGAUCACACCAACCUUCUUAUGCUGGUUGGUCAGAAUCGGGCAAAGCUGGAUGAGAACCAUGUCAGUCAUGCAUUGGUCCAGCUUUGGGAAGUUAUGAAAUUCACUCCCAAUAGGACUUGUGUCCUUGAGACUGAAGUCCAUCACAAUAGGGAUUUCUUGAGUUUGUGUGUCCUUGCAGAGAAUAAAGUCCAUCUGAUGAAAGAAGAUGUCCUGCCAGACGUCCUCUAUGCUGCAAUAAAGUUACUCAGUCAAGAUUUAACACACAGCUUAAUCAGAGAACUGAGAAACAAAUGCUUGAGCUGUUUGGACAGGAUGUCUUGCAAGCAGUUGUCCAAAGUAGCAGUGUGUCUCAGUGACCUACAUGAAGGGAAGACUUCAUCCUGUGGAGCUGUAACUCAUGCCUUUGGGCAGAAGUUGGACACUAUAGAAGACAUCAGAGAGCUCUCUGCAUGGAUGAGAGAGUGUCUACCAUUGGCCUCUCCAUCCCUCUGCUCUCGCUCAUUUGCCAAGGCUCUGGAAUUCAUAGAUAGGUUGGAUGCUGAUUCAGUUGGAAAGAAUGACUUGAGGAGAGUUUUGCAGGCAGCAGCAAAAGUCAGUGGAUCUCCACAAGCACUGAUAGAGAAGUGUGCAAAGCUGUUCUUAGAGAAGAUGGAGAAGGAUGAGAUAAGUGUUAAAAAUGUAUGUACUAUUUAUCAGCAACUGCAUGGAGGACUUGACUACAAUGGAGAGAACAUCCAGCCAAGAGUAUCAACAUAUCUCAGAGGAAAGUUACCUGAAAUUAAUGAUGGUGCUGAGGCUAGUUUAGUCAUCAAUAUUCUUGCUGAGAGAGCUAAAGCAGACACCAAGUUUCAGCUAGAAGACAAGGCAGUAGAGCUCAUAGACCGAGUACCCAUGAACUACUUGCACCACCUUUGUCAUGGCCUGAAGUCAAUGAACUACACUGCCAUGACACCUUUGACCAAGAAAAUAACUGCAAAGCUCCAAGCUCAUGGUUGCAGAAACUUGUCAGUGGAUGGUGUUGCAAAGGUUUUAGAAUUUCUUAUUAGAAUUGAAGCUAUCAAUGAAACAUUGUACAAGAAUAUGUACAUAGAUCUUGCUCAUAUGCUUAACCAUGCUAUUGCUCCAGGACGCGUCGUGCAUAUAAUCUAUUGUAUUUCACUUUUGCCGGUAUCCUCUGUUAGCAAUAUGGUAUUCAGUCGAGCAUCAGCCAUCCUACAUCAACUUCACACCCCAGGUAUCAACCAGCUCCUUAACUCCAUUGUACGUAUCUCCAGGAGAAUGGAAAGGAAGGGCCCACUGCCAAAUGGAUGUACCAAUCUCAUAGAACGGCUCCAGGAACUGGCCAUUAACUCUAUCAAUCAGAUAACAAGUGUCUGGUACCUAAACAACAUCAUUGACUUCCUGCUGGAAGAAGGUGAUCAGACCUUUCUCAUUGGAGUAGCCAUGCAACGCUAUUCUCAUAUCCUCUCUAAGUUGACACCACAGUUAGCUGUUGAUUGUGCCAGGCAUGUCUUCAGGAGCAAAUGCCUUCAACCAGACCUCCUGGAUGAAAUUGCCAAGCUUGUCAUUCAGAAUACCAAUAAGAUAACCCCGCUUCAAGUGAGUUACAUCCUGAGUCCAUUCAGUUCUCUUAACUACAAGCCAAACAAUGCUUCUGAUCUAUUUGAUGCCUGUAUCAGUCGUAUGGAGCCUUUCCUUGACAGUCUUCCUGCAGGAUAUGUGGUAGAUGUUGCUAAUAUUUGUGCCUUGAGUCAGAGAUACCCAGAGACUGUCUUGAAGAAAAUCUUCAGCUUGGACUUCCUUACCAGACUUGAUGAGGAACUAGAAACCAUACCUGAGAGAAGUAUGAUGUAUCGUAGAAAGCUGAUGCACCUAAACAGAUCUGUAGCAUUGGAAUGUCCAGAGAUGCAGGUGCCCUGGUUUCAUGAAGAUUUUUGCAGGGAUAUCCUCAAGAGCCGAAAAGUUCUUGUUCACUCCUCUUUGAGAGAGAUUCAAAGUGCUCUAGCAGAUGUUCUUGGUGGUCCACAGUUCUUAAGAUCCUUUGUUGUCACUCCGUAUCACUAUGAUAUCUCCUUUGAAUGCUUGGUUGAUAAUGAAGGGAGCCCUCUACCUUGUGCAGAUUACGGCAGCGUGUUAAAUCAGCUUAAAGGUGUAGCCGGUGGUGUACUUGCUGAUCUCAUGCAAUGGGGAACUCAGACUAAACAAAUGCCAGAGGGGGCUCAAAGGGUUGCUAUUGACUAUUUGUUCAGUAAUUCAUACUGCGCCAACUCUCGUCAUGCCCUUGGUAUUAUAGCUAUGAAGAAGCGUCAUCUAGAGCUCAUGGGAUACAAGUACAUACAGAUUCCAUACUUCGAGUGGCAUUCUGCAGAACUAUCCGAGCCAGAAGACAAACUCCAAUACCUCCAAGAGAAACUCUCUCAAUCAGUGAGCACCUUACCUGGUGACAGACAGACUUUGCCUCUAGGAUCACAAGUCUCUGGACAGUGGGAUCACCAAGGUGAUAUAGCCCUCAAUGGUCUAAGUGCUAUGCAGAAUGCUGACUUUGUAGAGGAUCCUCUUGUCAUGAAGGUUCUUAAUACAUUUGAUCGUAUGGGAGGCAGAAGGACUUGAAUGAUGAGAAGGAUUGGGCGUAUGUCACAGACUUAUCCUUGUACCUAAGUGAAUCUGAUGAGGAGAGACCGGAAGUCGAUAUACGAUGUGACGUGCAAUGAGCUAUGAUGUAGGAUGCAGACUUGUAUGCUUGAUGUGAAUCCACUGACCAAGGAAGGUAAAUGAGGGAAGGCUGAAAGACUUUUUCACAUAAGUUAUCAGACGAAAAGAGACUUCACAUUGUAAAAUGGAGAAAGUAUGGUUCUUGAUGGAAUAAUGAGUCUAAAUAAUACAUACAUGUACUGUAUGAUCUUGUAAUGAAAGUCACAUACACUGUACAAUAUCAGGGGCAGGUAGACUCAAGUCCAAGAAAUGUAUUAGAAACAAUGAUCUCGAAGGUAGGAUGGCUUUGAUAAGAUCAGUAUGAAAAGGAAAGAUUGUUUUGUUCUUGUUCAUCUGAUUACUAGGCAGAAUGUAAAAUUCAUAUUUGAUUAUCUUGUAAUGAAAUUCUCAUAUAUGUUUUAUUAUAAGUUAUAUCAGGAUUUAGUUUUUUACCUUUAUAUGAUGUUAUGUUAGGCUGAACAAGGGGUUCAUAAUCGGAUCGGAGCCACUCUUGGUACAUUAGGCCUUGCCAAGUGGCUCAUGCAAGCCACUAUGAAAACAAAACAUAUUUUUUCAUUAGUUGUGUUAAGAGUUCAUAUGUAUACUGUUAAAAUAAAUAUUAGCAGUUAUUAAAUCAUUUAAAAGGUCCCAUAUUCAAAAGCCUAGAGUGGCCUUGUGCAGGCUCCUUGAUUUAAUGCCAUGAGGUUUUUGUUUGCUCUACUUGCUACGUUGGAUAUUUGCAUUGUACAGAUUUCCAAUAAGAAGUUUAGCACUUCAACAAAACUAAUUGAGAGUCCCUGCUCUAUACUGUAUACCAUGUAAGAUGAAGAAGUGAGAAUUCUUCAUACCUUUGAUGUGAUAUUUUGGUUGCACUGAUUCUGUCUUGCCAAGUAAUCAAUAUUCAUAUUCAGAGCUAUGUUACCUAUAAAGUCAUGCUAUUAACUUAUAUCUAUAUUUAUUUAUUAUGUUUUUUUUCUCAAGAUGUACAUGUACAUGUAUGCUAUCAGAUGGUACCUCACUAUCUUCAUGUAUAUGAGUUUCGGUAUCCUACUAAAAAUAUGCAUAUUUAUAUCAAUAUUUUCUGCAACUUUCACCUAAUAUCACACAUGUUUUAGUUGGGUUCUAAUUUCAAAGAAAAUCAAAAUGCUUCGUAGUAAGCAACCAGAGGAUAGAUAGCUUAACAUCCUCUCAGAGGGAUCAGUUUGAUAUGAUGAGAGCUUCUUGAAGUGUACAUGUAUGUCUGUCAUAUUAAUCUGGAAAAAUUAUUACUAAGAGGGGUAAGUGAAUUUUAAGUCUUGCAUAAAUACCAACAUGCAUAUGAUCAUUUGACCCAGAGAUCACUAAGAAUUAUGCGUAAGUCUGAUGUGACCAAUGUGGUCAUAGCAGUGAAGCAUGUUAUACUGUAAAAAUAUGCACUCUUUAAAGCCUUUUUAAAGAUUUUGUGCAAACCUUCCUAAAUUAGUUAUCACUGUUCUGUUCAUCACUACAUUAUAUAAAUGCUUAGUCCCACUACCAUUUCAGCUUUGUUUGGAUAAUUUGAAGUAAUAACAUAUUUUGUUUAUGGAUUUGUGAUUUUGCAUGAAAGUUCUAUUUUGGUUAGGAUCGUGACUAAAAAUGAAAAUCCAUGUAAGUAUAUUUUCUUUUUGAAUAUGAAACUCCCUCUUAACCAUAGAAUGGCCUGAAAUUUCUGGAUGUAAUCUUUGUAAAUUUAUAAUAGCAAUCAUUUGUGUUCAGAGGCCCACUUUUUAGACAUGACUGGGAUAAGGUGCUAGAUAUUCUUAAAAAGUGGAGAAAUGUUUCAGUGGUCACGGCUCUGUUAAAUUGGAAAUAUUAGACUUGCUUUUUACAGCAACUAUUGACAGGCUUUUGAAUGCUCAUUUUGUUUCUGAUACUAGAUCUGAUAAUCAAGUUGUAUUCAUUUAGUUUCAUCAUUAAUCCAUCAUACCUUGAGUAAACUUGUCAAAUGAACUUUUUAUCAAAAUCAGAUGUAGAAUUAAACAAGUAGUGUGUUUAACAUCAUUAGUUUCCUCAUUUGCAUGCCAUCCAUAGCACUCUCUUUGUGUGUGUAUUUGAGAUUUUGUCAGACGUGUAUCAAUCAGAUAUGAUUAUUUACGUCUGGGACCGACCUUUAACGUCACCAUCCGAAAGACGUGACCAGGGCUCGAACCUCUGCAUCAAAUUUGUAACUUCCCCACAGCUUGGAUUACAGGCGCACGCCACAACGCCCAGUUUAAAACAACAUCAAGCUUUUAAAUGAUUUUCUUAUUUCACAUCAAAUUAUUGGAUAAAAUUGACAGUAUUUCACUUUUUAUUCAAGUCAAACCAAAAUUCAUUUCUAAACUGUUUAUUAUACUGAGAAUUGAUAUUGGAUAUAUCUUGUAAAGAAAAUGUUGAAAUUUCAAUUUUGGAAUUGAAGGUCAUUAUAUCUAGAUCUUUGUGUGAUGAAGAAUGGAAAUGUUGAUGAUUCCUGUAAUAUGGGUAUCUUGUCAAAGUGAAGGGUCAGGCAAACCUUGGGCAUCCACUCAGGAUAGUUGCUUUCCUUGAGAAAGUUUGAUUCAGAGGGUUGUUCAUGAAGCCUAUUGCCAAAUUGAUUCAUUGUGCAGUAAAACAACUUGCAACAGUUCGCAAACUGUUAAACUUGAUCCAAUUAACAUUAUCUAUGGAAAACCACAAACACCAGACAGUUGACAUGUUUCACAAUUAUGAUAAACACAUGCAUGCUUUAAUGUUUUUACCCUUUUGUGAGCUCCUGUUUUAAAUAAAUGGUGCAAACCCUCAAUGAAGAAUUGCAACAAUAAUGAUUUGCCAUAUUUCAGUUUCAUUGGAUCAAUCACAAGUCUCUUUGUAUUAAAGAUGGGCCCUAAAUAUGUAUUAGAUCGCUGUACGUUUGUGAAAUUAGUGGAUUUUAUUUUAAUAAGAAUAUUUGUAUCAAUGGAGGUUCUCAUUUUUGUCUUGCCUGCAUAGCAGAAGCGAGAGACAUUGGCACCGAUUUUGCAGCAAAUUUAUGCAGAUCAUGUGAAUAUGGUCAUACUGUAUGGAUUAACCUAGUGUCAAAAGGAACCAGGUGGUCCCUCUAAAAAUCCAUGAGAAUUCAGUCAAUCAAUCGUACUUGUCUUAUUAUUCUUUAUAAAAAGGUUUUAGUUGUUUAACAGACAGCGUGUGGACAGAAAUUAUUUUUCCUUCAUCUUUGCCUGAAUGAUCGCAUCAUCUAUGAAUAUGAAUAUACAGUGUUGAAAUGGAUAUUUUUGCAGAUUAAGUAUGGAGAAAAAGAGCAUUGUUUUUUGUACAUAAAAGCACCCAAAGCCCCCAAGCAUCUAUUGGCUUAGAUUGUAGAAUCAGGCAAUAAAACAUGGACAUCACUAUGGUUUUAAUUACCAAAUUUAUAAAUAUUUUUUGCCCCGAUGGGAACUGCUAAAAGCAUUGUAGGAAAUGUGUGUACUUCCCACCAGUUGAUGUGAAAUCUUAUGCAAUAGGAAAUACUGAUGUCAGUGAUGUCUUGUCCAUACAAAGAAGCAUACAUGUACAACACUGGCAUAUCUUCUACAGUUGCAUUUAUUUGAGUAUUUGUUUUACUUGUAUUUGAUAAAAAGAUAAGUUGUUAUAAAUAUAUUUUUAUUUAAAAAUUGUAUUCAAUGACAACUGUCAGUGAACCUUUGUGUACAUUUCACAUGUUUUUACAUGUGUUUUUACAUACGUCAGGAUAUGAAUUGCUUAGUAGUGCUAGCCUGCUAAAUUUACAUCUAGGUCUGACAUACAUUGUAUUUAUGAACGUCCUAUUUCAAGCUUUCUAAUACAAGUGAAAACAUGAAUUAAUGUUAUUAUCUUACAAAUUUUUUUUGAAUUCAUUUUUUUUAAUUUUCACACACCUACAUGUAAUUAUGGUUUUAAGUGAUGAGCGUCACUGCAAGACAGUCACUUUGAAUUUCUUGCUCAUGUAUUUUUAUAGAAGAUAAUUUCUGGUUUUUAUUUUUUCCUGUGGAAAAUAAAAUGAAUAAAGCA